UGAAUAAAAUUUUAUUAGUAUUUAAUAAAAUUUUAUUAGAUACUAAUAUGUGUUUAUUAAAACCACCGCCAGUCUCGCUUUAACGGUAGCCAUCUUUAAUGCUGAAUGAAGUCAAGGCAUAGAAUUCGGAGUUAUUGUUUAUUAAUAGUGAAUAAAAAUUAAAAUAAUUAUUAAACAGUGAAAAGUGUCUAUUAACCAAUGGAUGUUUUAUCAAAAGAAAGGGAUUUAGAUGCAUUGUGGCCAAUUUUUCAACGCAUAUAAAAAUUAAAAUUUCUUUAAGUAAUUCAAUGUAUAUAUGUGUAUAUUUAUAACCUGCUUGCGGUUAGCCUUAUUUGAUUUUUAAUUUUAAUGUCAGCAUAAGUGCGAAUGCUACCAUUAUUAUAUCAUGUAGUGAUUUUUAAUAAAAGAAAAAUUAGCAGAACAAGUUCAUGAUGCAAGAGUAAUUAUUGUUGGGUCAGGAGCAGCAGGUAUAGCCGCUGCGUCGAAAUUGCUUCAAAAUGGCUUUACUGAUAUCAAAAUUAUUGAAGCUGAGAACCGAAUUGGUGGUCGGCUUUGGGCAGUUAAAAUCGGCGAUUAUAUGAUGGAUAUGGGAGGCCAAUGGGUACACGGUGAAGAAGAUAACGUUUCCUUCGAACUAGCCUGGCCUUUAGGACUCCUUGAACACUUUAAUUACAGCCAUGUUUUUACCACAAGAUUCUUCAAUUCCUCUGAAUGGAAGAAUACUUCAAAAGAUUGCCAGAGGUUACAGAUGACAUGAAGAAUUUGAUUUUGUAUCUUUUUAACUUGGUACAAGGAUCUUCUGAUGGCUCUGAUGAUUGGACGAAACUUUCACCUAAGAUGCCAAGAGAUUACCCAGUUUGUAAAGGCGAUUUUUCGAUUAAUUGGAAAGAGUCCACUUAUACUACAAUAUUGGAUAUCCUGAUGAAGAAAUAUCCGAAUCCGACAGAAGAACUACCAGUUUUGAAUAAUACGAUUUUAAAUUCAAAAGUUGUUAAAAUAAAUUAUGAUUCAUCAGAUGCACCAGUUGAAAUAACUACUGAAGAGGGUAAAAAAUAUUUAGCUGAUCAUAUUAUUGUAAUGCCGUCUUUAGGAGUUUUAAAAGCUGAUUAUGAAAAAUUGUUCAAUCCGCCUUUACCAGAUAAAAAAAUUAAUGCUAUUCAAAAUGACAGUAAAGUUAACUCGGAUGUGAAAAUAGAAGACAAAAUGAAACUAUCUCAAGAAGUUAAAAACAUAAAUUACACGAACCCAAAUGAAAUAAUUGUAACGACAGCUGAUGGCAACAAUUACACGACAUCAAAUGUAAUUAUAACGAUGUCGCUGGGUGUAUUGAAAAAUUAUCAUAAAAAAUUAUUCAACCCAUUCACUUUCUGUUCGAGAACAUGCAGUUGUACAGCUAGAACUGAAAUGCAAAUUAAAAUCAAGUCGAAAUACACUGAAAAAAAAAUUUGCUAUUGUAACAAAAGUCAGGAUUACGCAGUUAUUUGUUGAGAUAACAAAUCCAUC
Messenger RNA from Cotesia glomerata, 1503 nucleotides. RefSeq lists its product as uncharacterized. The record is from RefSeq and is a predicted model, not a curated record. The coding region runs from base 712 to 1488 and encodes 258 amino acids. Lineage: Eukaryota; Metazoa; Arthropoda; Insecta; Hymenoptera; Braconidae. Gene Ontology annotation, molecular function: polyamine oxidase activity. The transcript has 6 exons.